Molecule: messenger RNA, 13157 nt
Organism: Xyrichtys novacula (pearly razorfish)
Lineage: Eukaryota; Metazoa; Chordata; Actinopteri; Labriformes; Labridae
Source: the annotation of a GenBank genome assembly
GUUUCUGCAGCUAGCCUCGUCUGCGAAGAAAACGCCGUUUUUAAAGGGAAACCAAGGUUGUUGAGGUCCGUGGUGGCAGAGCAGGUUGAAGGUAGGUACAGUGUCAUUUUUCUGUGCUGACUCUCCUAAUAUUGUCGCUUCUUUUUAUCCUUAAAUGCCGCUCGUUCGGCAGCUUAUCGCUUAGGUUAGCGGAAAUCAAGAUGCGGACAAGUGUCAAGUCAAGACUCCCGGUGAAGUGAAUGCUAACCAGGCAGCUAGGCUGGAGCUAACGCGGCUAACGGAACCGUUACCCGGUCCCCGCGAAGCUGGACUGAGCCGGACUUUGGUGAUGCUGCGCCGUUUGUUUGGUCGCAGUGUUGAGGAAAAUAAGAUAAAUAUUGUUUGGUUUCUAAAAUAAAAAACAGUGUCAGUAUCGUACCGAGUUUUUCAGGUAAAGUGUCUGAUAUUUGCUGUGAAGGGCUGCGGGGGGUGUCGGUGUUAUGGCUCCCAGUACAUGAACACAGACACGGUGCUGCUGGUCUGUGGGAAGACCGUGUACUCCAGUUUACCUGCUACUAAAAGGCCAGGGAAAAAUAUAGAAAAUAUAGUUCACUGUUUACUGAUUUCACUAUUUUAGUGUCUGACAUCAACAGCCUGUUUACCUCCCAGCAUCAGUAAUUGUUGUCACAGGUUUACAUCUCUGUAAACUUAAAGGAAAAACAGCAGAAUAUUAUUUAUUAUUUUAUAAUAAUUAUAAAACAACAGAAAAAGGCACGUUAAUAUAGAAAGAAACAGGAAUAAUAACAACAGAAAAAAAUCUAAUAUUACCAGACUGAUGCCGAAGAACAGGUUUGAACUGAUUGAAAGUAUUUUUAAAAUACCUGUUUUCUACUGGUUUUUGUACCAUGUAAGUUUUUCUUGUACAAGUUGUUUAAUUAGGGAUAUUCCAACGUGAAAUUAAUUUAGGGUCAAACACACCAUAACACCGAGUUAAGGUCCUUAAACACCGGGGAUGAUGCGAAUGUAGAACGCGAAACUAUGAAAUAGCUUUGCCUGGUUUUAGGUGAGGUAGGUGAGAUGAAACACAACUCACCUACUCUCUUCCAGCAGCCGCUUGUUUGUAGCGAGAUCUCAGGCCAGUCCAUUACGUACUACAGCGGGGUGACGCAGCUUAAGGAAGAACAUUUAUCAUCAUUUCUUCAUGGAAAUGCAAUCAGACCGAGACGCUAUGGCAGAAGAACUACCGUGUCUGCAGUCCAAAAUGAUUAAUAUGGUGAUUAUUACUUCAAGGAAAUGAGAAAAUAAUGAUCAUUGUGGCUAUAGAGUGGCGUUUUGUUUGAGGUUUGUGUGUGGCUACUCAGACCGCUGUGUAUUGCUAUCAUGCGGUCGUAACUAAAAUUGGUAUAACUAGAGAAGCAAGCGGUCAGGAACAUUCAUCUCUUGAGGGGGUGUCUAACUCAGUGUCACGGUGUGUUUGACCCUAAAUUAAUUUUUGCCGGAAUAUCCCUUUUCAACAACAAAAACUUCCUACGAAGUUACCGAACUGAGCGAGAGACAUCCUGAGUGCAGAUAUAGACUAUAAUACCACCGAGACUUUUCACUUUGUAUAUUACUUUUCUGAAUAUUCAUCAACUUUACAGCUGGAAGCGUUGGAAGUUAAUUUAUAACCUCAGAAUAAUACAACAGAUAUGAACUGAAAUUAUUAGUUCACUAUUAGUACACUAUUAUAAUAUACAAAUAAAUGUACACACAACUAAGUAACUACAUCUUGGACACUUGACCUUAGGCCUAGACCCUACAACGAAAUCAGUCGCUGAUACUUAAAAACAUCAUUCCCUCUCAUCUAGACAGCUAAUGUAAAGUAGGAAUGCACAGACUUAUUGGUGUAAUGUUGACAUCAGCAGGUAGUAGCUUAUAAGUUAAUUAUCAGAUAUAUAUGGUCAAAGAUUUAAUUGAUAACAUGUACCAACAACACAAGGUAAUUUGGCAGUGGACAUAUUUCUGCUAUUAUUGAGUGUCAAGAUAAAAAAAAAAAACAUUCACUAUUUAUGAAAGAGUCAGAUAUUCAUAUAGUAUUAUGUCUGUUUAAAAAUUCGACUGACCUGAUGUUCCUAAUAAUAAAAGGGUGGGUAUACGACAGUAUUGGCCAAAAGGAGUUUGGAAAGUUUGAAGUCAGACAUCCUCAAAAAUCUAAAAUUGUGCAUCCUCAAUUCAAAGGGGGAAUUUCUUUUUCAUACAUUGUUAUUUCAGUACAUACAUGCAUGCCUCCAACUCCCAUCAGAGCCUCCUGUAUUUAUCUUUGGGAUGUCGAAUUAAACCUAAGUGACCUUUUCUCACCGCUCAUCCUUCGUCCUGUAUGUUGCAUCAGUAGCGUCACAUGACCGGCUGUUUUUUAUGUCCUCCUGCAGUCUGCACUUUGUUUUUUAUUGUUUUAUUUUAUGUCCUCUCCUUGCUUUGAUUUACAUGGUUUACUAGCUGGUUUAACAUUGUCAAACAACCUUGACUUACAGUGAGUGUUCUGGCCUUUGCUUUGAGUGCCGUAUCUGAAAGUGCUUCAAAGACAUCUGCACUCAACUGCUGACUGUAUAUGUUCUGAAGAGGGAACGCCUACCAUGUCGUCCAAACUAUGUGUGGAAACGGCUUCACUUCAAUACUGAGGGCAAUGAAGCAACAUGCAUGUAUUAAACAAAGCAACUCUAUGAACUUUUGCUUAUGUAACCGAUGUUUGCGUAUGGAAAUGACCCGAAAAAAGAACAUCAUUCAAACAGAAGAGAGGAAUGAAAACACAACUCAAAGAAUAAAAUGUACAAUUGUGUACUUGAAUUGCAGAUGAUGGAGUGUGGGUUUGUUAACGUUAAACCUGCACUAUAAUGAAAAACUGUAGAGACAAACACACACACACUCCUAAUUCAAUAAUGUCAGAAAAACCAAAAGAACAAGCGCUAGAUUUAGACGGCACUUUUUUAGAUGAAUAAACAGAGUAUACUUGGCAGAGGUUGUAUUUUUGAAACAAAGCUGUGGAUACCUGCACAUCCUGUCGAAGCUUUUUUAUCUGUUUCAGAGAAAUUAGCAUGGGGGAAAACAACAAGAGAUUAAAUAAACAAGUGUUGGGCCAGCAGCAUAAGGUGUUUCGGCGGAAGCUAUUGAACACUCGACAAAUGUCAUGUAAAGUGCAAAUAUUAGUACACCCAUUGUGACUCAAGGUUUGUUUGUUUUAUGAUGUCCAUGCAGAUGGAGGAGCUCAUGUGGCAGAUGGAGAGUGGGAGGGUCACUGUGUGCCAGAGUGUGUGUGUAAGUGUGUGUGUGUGUGUGUGUAGGGGGGGCCUUCUCUGUAACCUUCACCACACCAGACCCUUCCCUCAGAAAACCACCAAAGCCCACAGUGACUUCCCCCAAAAUGAAAUUGAACAGUAGUGUAGUUGAAACCUUUCCUACUGGGUGUGUAAAUCUACAUUAAAAUGUCAAAGCCUCCCCUGAUUUGAUCACAAGCUCUCUAAAAUUUAUCAUCAUUUAAUCUGUUAAUUAUUUCACUGCACAAGUCAACCAGUUCUGAUCUCCAGAAUUAGACUCACUAUUCCUAUUUUUAGGAAUAGUAGAGGAAGUCUAUAACAUCAUGCAAGAUACCUGCUGCAUUAGUAUCAAGUGAUAGAUUAUCAGCAAGCAAGAGAUUACUAUGGCUGUUUGCAUGAAUGAAGCGACAUCACAAUAACGCUAAUGCAAUAAUAAUGCACAGCAAAGGUCAAACCUGCAGAAUCGACACUUUUGUGUUAAUAGAAAAACAAAAAUGUCAAAACAGUUUUUACAAAAAGCAGUGUAAUUAUUUAUAACGUUAAAAUCUGAUAGUCUGAUUUGUCCCAGGGAACAAGAGCUCCUCUGGAUUUGGAUUAGUUGGAGACAAGUUCCCCUUAGCGCGCUGUAUGUAUAUUCUCUCUGAGCGAAGGACACACUUGUAACUGUACACUGUGUAAAGUGAGACAGCCUGUGUUGUUGCUCCACCACAGAGCUGACCUUGGAAGAGUCCGCACUCUCACAGGGGCACACUUUACUCUGACGCCACUUAUUCCCAUUUACACUGCUGAUAAGGUCUCUUAAAGACAUUUGUCUAUUUCUGUGUUCGUGUUCUCUAAAUAAAAGUCACAAUCAAACAUACAUUUUUAAUAAUAUUUUGCCCUGUAAGUUUUCUUGCAUCCAAGCCUCUUGUUCCUUAACCAGAAUGAUUGAAAUUAUGAUUAUUUUUAGCCUUCAACGGCCACAAACAUUUUGCUAUGAUAGCAUCAAAGCUUUACCUUCAUAUGAAAUUUAUCAUAGUAAGGACUUGUCACUAAAUACCACCCAUUAAUGCUGUUGUUUCAUUGUCCAUGCUCCAUCUGUCCCUCUGCUUCACUAACACACAUCUGGUCCUCCUCAGUUGAUAUAUAAACACAUAUAUAUCAGCGUUUCCACUCAGACCAAAGACAAAAAAAAAUCAGUUUUGUAGGCUCAAGUGAUGUUAAGAAAUGGGAAAUCUACAUGAGUAGGCUUGAGCGUGUAAUGACGUUUCACAGCCAAUCAGAGGCGAAGGAGGGCGGGACCCAUCCUACAAAAAAAAUUUCGCCUCCAUGAGACGGCCAUAUUUGCUCCGUUGUUUGUUUUUUCUUGUUUUGUGGCUUCGGCCCAAUAUUCACUCACUUACACGAGGAGCGCCCCCUGGAUGACGUGUAAAACAGUGACUCGAAUCACCAAGGAGGAGCAAUGAAAAGAGUGUAUAGCGGAUAAAGUUUAAUGAUACAAAAAAUCUGUACAUGACGAGCGUAAAAUAUAGCAAUAUUUAAUUUGGAUAUUUAUUUUUUCUAAAGAGUCAGACGUGUCAUUUUGGAGACAUUUGAGAUUUAUCUGUGUCCCUGCAGAAAUGCUGGACAACACAGUUAAAGUGCUGAGUGCUCUGAUGACAGAUUUUUUAACUUCCCUGCGAUGUUGUCGAGGAAAAGCUGAGACUGUGUCCAAUAAUAACAAGCCUUCUCUACCAAGUACAACCAGCACCACUUGUCAACUCGUACUCUUUCAUUUGACGUGUUCUCUUGUUUGUAUACAGUUACUUCCUCUCCCCCAGACAUAAAAUGGAUGUGCACGUCAGCUGGCUGUCACCUGUUCUCUUUGUCUGAGCGUCUCCGUCUCUGUCAGCUCCUUGUGUCAAAACUUGAUGGAUCUAAAUGUCACGCUGGUUGCAGCCUGAGCGACAUACACCUGACAUUCCAUUAAAGGAUGUAAUGAAUGUUCGUCCCCUCUUUGUUUUUCAGGUUGCUGCUGGUUGCAGGGCCCUGUGGAGCUGAAGAGCUGUGCCAUUCCCCCUUUUUUCCUCUCAUGUCCCCCCCUGUGUGUUUCCCUGUGUGUUAGUGACCCCACAUCCCCACCCAACCCCAACCUGAUCCUUCUUGUUGUGUUGCCACUCCUGCCCGAAGCCCCCCUCUCACCCCAUGCUUGGGACAAAGCCAGCUCACUGCCAGCCCAAUGACUGCCUGGAUCGUCCUGCCUGUCAGCCUGUCUGCCUUCUCCAUCACAGGAAUAUGGAUAGUGUGAGUUACGGAGACAUCGGGACUGGAUGUGAAACAUAACGGGAUGAGUCAACACGUUUGGAUUUAAGGGCUUGUUAAUCAGCAUCACAGUCGACGCAUGAUUAAAUUUUACAGCCUGGAUGGUGUUUAUGGGCAAACACAUAAACCCUUUUUAAUUUUCAAGUUUUUGCUAAAUAUCCAUCAUUAUUUCAAGCUCAGUUUAAUCAUCUUCUUUGGGAUCACAUAACUUUUAGUUUUAAUUCGUGAUGUCUGUGUUCCUGUCCCCACAGGUACGCCAUGGCUGUGAUGAAUCACCACGUUUGUCCUGUGGAAAACUGGUGAGUGAUUUUCCUCUUUGAUAAAUGAAAUGAGUGUAAAACUCCAAAAUCCCACAUUUAAAUCUCUGAAAGUGGUCGUCAGGGAAUAAACCGUGAACUCACUGUGUCACCUCCUCAGGUCUUACAAUGUCACAUGCACAGAGGAGCUGCCCAGACCAGGCUUCCCCAAGACAUGCUGCACCAUCCAGGACAUCCCCCUCAUCAGGUCUCUUGUUCUCCUCCUCCUCCUCCUCUUUUUCUUUUCUGCACAUCAAGACUUUGUUUCUGCUGGAAAUACAAAAGCAAUUUUGUGUCAGCAAAGACCCAGAGGCAUGAAUUAGCACCUUGUUAUGUUGUGGCUCUGUGACAGUCAUUAACCCACGCUCUGCAUAAACUGCAUUUGUCUAAUCUGCUAAUAAGCCUCAAACCAUGAGCGAGUACAAAAGCGCUCUUGUAAAAAGGCGUCAUGAGACUCUCAGGCUCUCUGCAGUGUAGGUAGAGAAAAUACUCAUCAAAGUUUGAAGUGUAGAUCUGAUGUCAGAGGGUGAUUUUACACUCUUAGACGAGACGAUGCAGUUCAAAACAGGUCCCUAAAGAGGCAUCUGUUGUUCUUUAAUGAUCAUAUAAAAUCUCACUGACGGUAUCAAGAUUGUGGUCUCGCACGCUGCCUGUUAUGUAAAAGUUAAGACUAAAAGCUGUUUGUCUUUAUGGUUUACAGUAAAUGCGGCUCCUUCCCUCCUGAAAGCUGCUUGUUCAGCCUCAUCGGCAACGUCGGAGCCUUCAUGGGUAAGAUCUCUUUCUACGUCGCCGCUGGAUUUCAAUAUGUGCGCACACACAAAGGCAGAGAGAGCCCUUAUGUUCCUGCUCUACAGUGCAGAACAACACACACCCUGAUCUUGGCUUUAAGUGAACGGCCUGUUCUCAUGAAACCACCUGCUGCUCGUAACAGAAACUGCUGUGAAGUAAAGUACCGAGGCUCUCCUCCACUCCGUCUGCUGUUCGAGUUUUUUUUCAAUACGAUGAAUCAAAGUAAAGGUUUUAUUUGGAUAUCAUUUUUGGAUCGUCACGUCUGACUAAUCCUCGACUUUUAAACUAAAAAUCUCUUCUGCUCAGUGGUAGCUCUCUGUCACUCCGAGGAGAGACAUUUGCUGCCUCUGGUCAGGCUGAUGUGACUGGUUGUCAGCCUCUUUACACAGGAUUCACUCAAACCCAGACUGCUGUUAGGAUCAGUCUCUGUGGAGCUGAUGAUGACCCCUGGCAGCCGAGGCAGAAGCUCAAUCCAGCUCUGAGAUUCAGCUCCGUCCUCACCCCUCAGAAUUGUCCCUUUUUAAAGUCUGAAAAAGUUCCUCGGUUGGUUUUCCUGAACUCACUUAUUAAAAAAGUGUUUGUGUGAGGAUCUAUGUUCUGCGCUAUAUCUACGUCUGGUGCAGUGACCUCCAAGGCCCUUGACUGUUGGCGUUUUUGAGAGGUUGCCAGGUAACAGCACAGACUCAGGGAAGUUAGUUCGGCCCAGGAGAAGUUUCAGCACAAAAAGAAACACCUCUUUUAGCAUGGAUGGAAAAAAUCAGGAUAUGUUUGGGUGAUUUUGAGUCUGUUAAAUGUUGAUAGAGCACCUCUAACUCUUUGGAAAAAUGGAUGUAAUUGUAUUUCCCAAAAUAUGGAACUGAACCUUCCAUCAGUACAGUGAGUGAUUUGUGUUAAACAGCUCAGUAAAGAUGAGACCGCUGCUCCUUUAAAGAGAGUAAUUGUCCUGUAAAGCUGAGGUCUCUGUCUGCUCGCUCUCUCUCUCUCUCUCUCUCUCUCUCUCUCUCUCUCUCUCUCUCUCUCCCUCUCUCUCUCUCUCUCUCUGGUUUGUGUUUUAUUAACUCUCCAUGGUACCCGCAGACGUCAGCCACUAGCCUCACAGAGACACAGAGGGGCUGGAAAUAGCCUGUGCUCUCUAAUCAAUAAUGAAUGCGGCUUUCCUUCCACUUCCCCCCUCUGUCCUCUCCUCCUGCAUCCACCCAAGGCCCUCCUCCUCCUCCUCCUCCUCCUCCUCCUCCUUCACUCCUCCUCCUUUGUUGUUUUAUCACCACUCAGCUGUGCCCCUGUUUUCCCCACCUGCCCUUAAUUGCAUCGCCCCUGCUGCGUUCACCAUUGAUCCAUUGUUCGCUCCUCUCUUGAUAUUCAUUUAUCUUUAUUUCCACUCCACAUGGUUACUCUUUAACGCCCGGUCUGAUCGUGCCCCUGAGUAGAAGCUGUCUGGAAAGUUUAGCGGUGGGUUAGUAACACGGUUAAACCUUGGAUUGAGUACAGUAACAGUCGGCCAACCGCAGAGUCGUAGUUUACAAACAGUGAUGCUCUGCCGACCAGGAAGAGUUCCUCAUUAUGUAACAGAAGACGUCAAUAUUUGACAGAAGACGUCCUGUAUCCGUCAGCAGUAUAAAGAGUGCAACAUCAGCAGAAAGGCAGCAAAGUCAAGCUCAGCCGACACGACAUCAGCUGAUCGUAACACCGGUCCAUACAGACGAGAGCUCAGCUGAUCACAAACUAAACUUUCGAUUAAGAAAUGUCAAAAUCGGCGCUCAAGUCUGUCCGCUCUUACUGCUUUGAAACCUGCCUGAACCUCAGCUCAUCCUUCUGUGUCUGAACAGCAUCUCUGUAUCGUCUCUGAUCCUCGAUUCUGAACCCGGGGCUCUCGGCUCCUCCUGUCUUAGAUUUUCAAGUCUUUCUUUUUCUUUCUCUCUUUCUGUCUGUGUUUCUUUCUUUUUGUCCUUUCUGUCCUGUCUGUUCUUUCUUUCUUUCUGAUAUCACGUCACAUUGCAACAUUUGUUAUCCGUUGGUUUGAAGAGAGCAGGAUGAAGAAACAUCUUCUGUUACCUUCCCGUCACUCAAAGUCUAAUUGUUCUAAUAAUCGAUCACUGAGCAACAUUUUUACAACAAAACAAAAAUAACAACAAAUCAAACAGAAACAGAGUUUCAAGUUGACUUAUCGGUCACUGAGCUUUACUAAAGUCAUACCAUGAAGUAAACGAAACAAUCAUAAUAGUAAAUAUAAAUAAAAGAGCGUUUCAAGCUGACUUUCUACAAGAAUCAUUGGUGACUUUUGUAAUAAUUUCUAAUUACAUUUUCCUUCAACAUUUUCUUGGCUUGUUAAAGAUUUGUUCAGGUCUUCACUUCAUUACUUUGACAGAGAUACACGUCUGCUUCAGAGUUGUCUGCACAUGAAACCGAGGAUGAUGGGAUUUCCCUGUUUUGGCGUGAAAAUAAUGACCUGUCUGUGAUCAGCGUGUUCCUGUCUGACCUCACGUCAGAGUUUCAUGUGUAUUAAUAACGUUGUGUGAAUGUUUAUCGCUCCUCUUGUGACUCACAGUGGUGAUGGUGUGCCUUCUGCGAUACGCCCAGGUCAUCGAACACAGCCACCGAUGCUGGGUGAACACCAGCGCUCUGGUGUCCGGCUGCACCAACGCUGUGGGUCUGGUCAUGGUGGGAAACUUCCAGGUAAACCUCUCUGACGAAAACCUUUGAACACAAGCACUCUUUUUAGUCAAAGUCACGAGCCACUUCUGAUUGUACCGUCUGUUUGUCAGGUCGAUCACGCCAAAUCUCUACACUACGUCGGCGCCGGGGUGGCGUUUCCAGCAGGGCUGCUGUUCGUGUGCCUGCAGUGUGUGCUCACCUACAGGGUGGCUGUGACCGCCCUCGACUACUGGAUGGCUCAUUUCCGAGUCGCUCUGGCGCUGGGAGCCAUGAUCUCCCUCGUCCUCAGUAUCCUCACUCGUCGUGUCUCUUUCUCUCACCCUUCACUACAUAAAAAAAUCUCAGGCGAGGCAACAAAAUAAAAAUAAAAUAAUAUAAGAGCGUUUUCCUCCUCAGGUCACCUUGUUGGUGUUUGAUGUACAGGACAGAGUCUUUGUUAACAUCAAUCAUCAAACCUGCGCUGUUCUAGUUUACGCGCCCGAAUCUCUGCAAAAGAAACAGACUCUUAAAUUUUAGUUGGACCAAACAACGACAAGGUCAAUCAUUGCUUUCUCAUAAAACACCGCAGAGAUCUCCGGCUGCCUUGAGACACUUGUGUACAAAUCAACAGGACUGUCCUUCAGAUGUAAGACUGGACGGCAGGUCCCUGAUAACAUCUGUCUGUGUCUGCGCUCACUUCCUGUUCCCCUCCUCCUGCUCUCUGUGCCGGACCCUCUCUCCUACUUACCUCCUCAGAAAGUCGGGUUAGAAACCAGUCAGGCAGCGAGUUUUUAUCUCAGCAUGUGAUUUUUUUCUCAGAAGCAUCAAACUGGCUGUUUCACAAUCAACGACCCCUGAAAGUUCUCCUGUCAGGAGGCAGCAGAGGGGUUGAUAUUUUUCUCCUUGACUCGUUUUAUCGUCUCUUUUUAUACCCGUCUCAUCGUCUGUCGGCUGAGAGAGAUUAAAACCAUCUUCUCCAUUUUAAUGAUCUGAUAAAGAAGAACAGUCGAUCCCCCUGUGAAUAUACCACACUCAUUGACUGUAUCCUAUUUUUAAACUCAUCUUUUUAAUGGAGCCGAGGAACAAAUUGCAAUUUAUCCCCGAUCAUGUUAUGAAUUCACAUCUGGCCCCCCGAGGUUAAGCCGCCUGUCAUGUGUCUCAUUAUGUAAGAGAUUUCAUUCAGGCUCUUUCUUUCAGUUGUAUUGUCCUCCUUAACUCCUCCUCCUCCCAGGCGGCAUCUUCUUCAUCCAUGAGAGCUUCGUCCUGCAGCACGCCGCCGCCAUCUGCGAGUGGGUCUUCACCGUGGACAUCCUGGUCUUCUACGGCACCUUCACCUACGAGUUCGGCACCGUCACCAGCGAGACCUUGAUGGCGGGCCUGCAUCAGAGCCACCACCACGGCUCAGGGGUCAUCAUCGGGCCCAGGGCGCGGGGCUCGGCGAUGGGCGGGGCCACGAAGGGCCUCAAGUCACCCGGGGGGAGCAGCACAUCCACACAUCUCAACUGUACCCCCGAGAGCAUAGCCAUGUUGUAGCUCUGCAGCCCCACACGUCCCUGCUGAGGGGCUUCAGAGGCGACUGGGAUGAAGAAGGAAGUUGUGAUAUCUUCAAGCAUCAAACCAACACCAGGUUCUCUCAAAUCUACGACACUCAAUCUUUUAGUUUCACUCCAAACGUCGGUGCGAGCCCCUCCAGUCAAAGUCACCUUCUCCGCAGGAGCGCUGAAUGUGUGGAGCCACUCCGAGUCCUGGAACCAUGAAUGUUUUUACAGACGGCUGUUUAUCGGGCAGUUUUCUUCACUAGAGUAGAUUUUUUUAUCAACGUGCAUCACCGGUAUGCUCACAGAGUUUCUCCUCCUCCUCCUCCUCAGACACUCCCUCAUGAUCUCCCCCGACGCUUCGUAACCCACCUGUUCUGGCCUUUUCGCUUAUCUCUGCACGGCACACUUUUUCUGAAUGAGAGAAUAACAAUUACUGUUUGAGUUUGCGUAGUGAGUAGAAAAUAUUGAAUGUUUGAGAAGUGAAUAGUCAGCAGUUAUGUAUGUUUUUUCCAGGCUUUAAGCACAUGGCCUUUUUAUCCAAUCAAACAAAUUAUCCAAGAAGAAAAAUAAUCACUGAUUUCAGCUCGCUGGUUAAUUUGGUCGCACUGAAGGUGUUUUUUAAAGAAUAUGUACCUGUAUAUCAUGAGCCACUCUCAUAAAAAAGGUCAUAAUCCAUUUUCACUGGCAUGUGAGAGGCGGCGUGAAAAACUUAUUGAUCCGUUCUGGAGUUAAAACCGGGACUGUGUGUGCAUCACAAUCACUUUGAGCUGAGAGUCUGUGAAGUCAUUUCAUCACCGACCAAAACGUUAACUCAUUUUGAUUGUCACUUUCUAAAAACCGUCAUUCUUCAUCGUGUUUUUUUUUUUAUCCAUGUUCGGUGCAAUAAUCGCCAUCAAUCACCUAAAAGUUUAUGCUCCACAGGAGCGACUACUAAUGCCUUUUUCAGUGAGUUCGAGUCGAGACAGGGCUUUUUUUUUGUUUAUUCGUAACGUAUUUAAAGUGACCUAAAACUCAAAGUCAAAUUCAGAUCUGACCAACAAAACGAGUCUCAUCGACUAACUGAUUUGAUUCCAGGCUGGACCCUCGGAAGCCUUAUUUGAGUUUAAUUUGUUUUUAGGAGACGUGAAGCCUUUUUUAGUUCUUAUAAAGGAUAUUUAGUCUUCAGAUGUUACCUGAGAGGUGAAUAUGACGCCUGAAGACCUGUGCCAUAAACCUCAUGGCAUCACUGAAGUGUUGUUACAACCAGAAACUACCGAGAGUUCGUCUUAUUAUCGGGGUUUUGUUUUAUUUCCUGUUGCCAAUUUCUUAAAAGUGAGAUCUACUGCCACAAACGACCACUGCUUACACUGAAGCUGACUAAUGCCAACCCUCUCAUGAGACGUAAAACACUUUUUCGUUUUUCUUUCUGAGCUGUUGAAGGAGUAGUUUUCCUCACACACACACACACAGAGUAUUCAGACAUCUGCACGGGUGUUGAUCCAUUUCUAACAGUCUAACCACUGGAUGCCAGCAAUACGUGUUUUUAAAAAGGUCACAUCACCUACCUCUUUUCUCUUUCGUGGGUUGGAUGUUUGAGGCAGCAGCUAGAGUUCCACCAUGUUUUCCACCUCACAGCAGUUCGAAGAGGAGAGUAUUUCACAUGUUCACAGAGAUCUGUUAGACAGGACGGGGGAUUUGCUCGUCAUUUAAGAUGCUCAAUCAUGCGUCAGGUCAUUUUUUUUGUUACUUCUCGUGAUUUUUGUAAACUUACCUUUCUUUCUUGGGACUGCAGCAAUCCUGAUCUUGCCAAAAAAGACUGGAAGUUGAGUCGGUUUUCUGUGUGUCUGUCAGCAGCAGGUGUAUGAGUGCACUGUUUUAGCCUUACCCCUCGGACUGUACCGGGGGAACUGAUUCUUUUUUUGUAUUCUUUUUGUGUUCAGCUGUAGCCUAUUUCACCAAACUGUAACUAAAGUCACAAGGAGUGGCUUCAACCGGCAGCUUGUAUGAGCCCUCACAUCAGGGUUUAAUUUAUUCACAGGCCAAACUUAACGCUGUUUUCUUUUUGUUCAAGCUGUCACAUAAUUUCUCUGUUGGUGGUAAAAAAAAAAAGCUGCCUGACCCAAACAUGUCUUGAACUUCAGCAACGACAACAACACAGAAACACUCAUCUAUCCAAAUGUAUUUGUCUCAUUUCCUGGUUUAAGAGAACAGUCAUGAAAGAGUCGGAGAAAUUCCCAAAAACAAGUCGACACAGAAGAUUUUUGUUUCCUUUUAUAAAUUCUGUAAAUAUGUAUGAUUUGUCUAUCAUUUAGGUAUUUUCAUUUGAAAGAGAUUUAUAUUCAAAUAUGAAAUAAAAAUGAUAAAUUAUUAGCAGA